AUGGGGAAGGCUUGUGUCCAACUUGAUGUACUGAUUCCACUUGUUUGCUUUUAUUUCAUUUCGAUGCUCGGGGAAGGAAGCUAGCUGAUGGAUGGGCGGGCGGAUUGCAGGUAAUAAUUGUCGGCGCGGGUCUGGGCGGGCUGGGGGCGGCCAUAGCAAUUUCCCUCGCGGGCCACAGAGUGAUAGUUCUAGAGGCUUCUGCUGCCAUCGGAGAAGUAAUCCCACCCCCUCUCCCCUAGUUCCUCUAUUAUUCGACUACUAACACCAAAUAUCAUAGAUAGGGGCAGGCAUCCAAAUACACCCCAAUGCCUCAAAGAUCCUGACGGCAUGGGGCAUGCGGGAUGCCCUCCUCCAAUACGCUACGUUCCCAAAGCAGGUGAACAUGAUCGGGUGGAAGGGCAACCGCAUAGCACACAUGAAUUUUGCAGAGCACGCAGAAAAGUACAACUCCCCCUUCUGGGACUUCCACCGCGCGUCCCUACACAAGUGCCUGUUCGACCGAGCUGUCGAGCUCGGUUGCAAAGUCCUGAUGAAAUCGAGGGUGGACGGCGUGGAGUUUGGUGGGUUGGGUGGCGUGUGCACGGUUUCGCUGCACGAUGGGAGGAGGCUGAGUGCGGAUUUGGUUGUGGGCGCUGAUGGGAUCAAUUCCGUCAUGAGGGAGUGCUUGGUUGGGCGUCCGGAUAAGCCGACUCCGACGGGGGAUUUGGCAUACCGGUUGUUGCUCAAUACGAAGGGUAUGAUGGAGGAUCCCGAAUUGAGGGGGUUCGUGACCGAUCAGCAUGUUAAUUAUUGGAUGGGGCCCGGUGCACAUGCUGGUAUUCUCCCUUCCUUUGUUUAGGUAGGAGGAAAAUCGUGUUAAUGAGAUGAUAGUGAACUACGUCCUAAAAGGCGGAGAACAAUUCAACAUGGUCCUUCUCACUCCGGACGACAUCCCCGAAGGUGGAGCAACAACGAUUGAAGGAAAUGUAGACGAGAUGCGAGCGAUCUACAAAGACUGGGACCCAAAGUACUUCCCCGCUUAUCCCUUUCUUCCUCCAAAGCACUAACCCUCCCGGAAGGAUAGGGAAACUCCUCGCCCUCUGCGAGUCAGUCUACAAAUGGAAACUCUGCAUCCGCGAGGAACUCCCCAGUUGGUCCCACCCUUCGGGUACCUUCACUCUGCUCGGUGACUCCGCCCAUGCCACACUCCCCUACCUAGCCUCAGGAGCAGGUAUGUCCCUCGAAGAUGCCGCAGUCCUGGGUGAGUGCCUUUCCCGCAUAUCCUCAAAAUCCGGCAUUCCGUUAGCUCUAUCAGUAUACGAAGCGUGCCGGAAGAAGCGCACCACGAAGGUAGUACAGAGGGGAAACGUCCAACAGCACCUCUAUCACCUGCGCGAUGGGCCGGAGCAGCAGGAGCGAGACGCAAAGAUGAGGAUGGUGCCGACCCCGCCUGGGGAGUGCCUCGCCUGGAGGGAUCCGGGAUUUGCGCCUUGGUUGCUCGGAUAUGAGGUAUUGAGGGAUGUUGAAGCAAAUUGGCCGAAGGGGGCAGAGAGGGGAGGGGAGGGGAGGGGGUCGAAGGCUCGCGCGAAUUUAUAG
Messenger RNA from Tuber aestivum (summer truffle), 1575 nucleotides. NCBI's taxonomy places the organism in Eukaryota, Fungi, Ascomycota, Pezizomycetes, Pezizales, Tuberaceae. The record is from the annotation of a GenBank genome assembly.